CACAUCCGGACGAACACAGCUAUGACGGACGAUCCAACAGGUUCCCAGCGACUAAGCUCGGCGGCAAUCAGACCUAGUUCCCAUAAGAGUAGCUCAUCAUACUGGUGGAGCACCACAGGUCGCGAUCUUGCCAAUAUGUUACAAGCAGCCCAGUAUCCUGAGGAAACUCAACGCCAAUUCUUGUCUUAUUAUAAAAAUACACUCUGUCCAAUGCUGGGUGAUGACCCCAGCCCGAGCAAUGCUCUACAUGAGAAAAGCUGGACGUGGGAUGGUUCGACUCACGAAUAUAGCUUCGAGUUUAAAGGAUCAACAAAAGAUCCUGAGGUGCGCUUUGUUGCCGACUUUAGCCAACUCAGACCCGUGGAUUGGACGGAUCUUCUUAACAAUGAGGGCACGGAAUCCGCGAUUGCCUCCUUUGCAUGUCGUGCUUCGGGGUUUGAUGACACUUGGUAUCAGGCACUCAAAAGAUCCAUGGAUUAUUCUCAUCUUUCUGCUUCUGCCAAGAAAGAUCUCAUUGACAAGGCGGGGCAUAUGACCCCUUCUCUCAUUGGGUUCGAUAUUUCUCGUGAAUUACCACCCGGUCCUGGUAUGCUGCCAGUUAUGGGUAAGGCGUACUUCUUGCCAUGUUUCGCCGCUGCCGCUGAGAACAAAACACGUUUCAGGGUCGUCUGCACUGCCAUCCGAGAGCUUCCGGGCAUCUCCUCCCCGCCUAACAUCAUUUCGUCCCUGCAGCUCCUUGAAGAGUAUCUCGCGUCCAAACCAGAAGAUUGGGAGAAUGGCACGCGUUAUCUCGCCACAGACUUCAUAUCACCAGCCAAGGCCCGCCUCAAGAUCUAUAUCCGAUGUCCCAGUAUGCAAUUCAGCGAUAUGUGGGACUUCUUCACCUUGAGUGGUCGAAUCCUAUGCAUGGAGGAUGCCAGAAAUAGGUAUUUAGAGUUUGUCAACCUUUUGGGAGGCAGCACCGCGGUCGAUGAGGCAGAGGAUCCCAGACAGAGAAUUGAGACAGCAAAUCGACGCAAGCUGACGACUUUGUAUUUUUCUCUCACCGACCAAUAUCCAUUUCCAGCGCCCAAGAUCGCUUUCUGCGCCCGCAACUUUGUCGCAAAUGAUGAGCUGGUUGCUCAAGGCCUUGAUAGAUGGACCAAGAAGUACGGGUGGAGUGACGGUGAGCGAUCUAUCUACGAGCUAGUCCAUAGCGCGAUCACGCAUCGAAAGCUGGAAGAAAAGGCGGGAAUCUUCACCUUUAUCGGGCUCGCGAGAAAAGAUCCUACCAAGGAGGAUUUGAGCAUCCAGACGUACCUUUGCCCUGAACUCUAUGAGACAGCUAGAUCGGUGUGGUAAUUGGAUCUGCAAACGCUUCUGGCAACAGUGGCUCAGGUCAUAUAGUUCUUGUUAGGACAGCUCCAACACUUCUCAAUUAUCUAUUCAGUUGCCGCAUGUAGAGAAGAUGGAUGUUUGUUUUGGUAUUAU
Molecule: messenger RNA, 1470 nt
Organism: Mollisia scopiformis
Lineage: Eukaryota; Fungi; Ascomycota; Leotiomycetes; Helotiales; Mollisiaceae
Product: aromatic prenyltransferase
Exons: 2
Coding region: 22-1341 (439 amino acids)
Biological process (GO): alkaloid metabolic process
Molecular function (GO): transferase activity, transferring alkyl or aryl (other than methyl) groups
Source: RefSeq, a predicted model, not a curated record